AUGGCCGGAGCCCCGCGCGCCCGCACCAUGGCGCUCGCCCGCCUCGCCCUGGCUCUGCUGCUCGGGCGCUGCCCGCGGCGGCCGGCCCGACCCGGCGCUCAGCGACCCCUGCGCCCCGGCCCGCCGCGCGCCCCCGCGGGCCCCGGCUCCCCUGACCCCCGCCCCGCAGCGCCCGCCGCCCCGCCCCGUGCGCCCGCGCGCCGCGCGCCCGGGGCUGCCCCGCGGCCAGCAGGCCGCGCCCCGGACGUCGGCGCCCCGAGUCUGCCGGCGGAGCUGCCGCCCGUCCCCGAGCGGGCGCCCCCGGGGGCUCGGCUGCGCGGGCGGCGCGACCACCUCUGCGGGAGCCCCGACGGCGCGGGCGGAGCCGGGUGCCUCCCCGCGACCGGCCUCUGCGGCUGCGGGCGCGGGUCAGUGCGACUGCGUGGUGGCAAAGAUGAGUUUGAAGGCACCGUGGAAGUAUACGCAAGUGGAGUCUGGGGCGCCAUCUGUGGCAGCCACUGGGAUGAUUCUGAUGCCACAGUCAUUUGUCGCCAGCUGCAGCUGGGAGGAAAAGGAAUAGCAAAACAAACCCCGCUUUCUGGACUGGGCCAUAUCCCCAUUUAUUGGAGCAAUGUCCGUUGCCGAGGAGAUGAAGAAAAUAUACUGCUGUGUGAGAAAGACAUCUGGCAGGGUGGGGUGUGUCCUCAGAAGAUGGCAGCUGCUGUUACGUGUAGCUUUUCCCAUGGCCCCGCGUUCCCUGCGGUCCGCCUGGCUGGCGGGAGCAGCGCCCGGGAAGGGCGGGUGGAGCUGUACCGCGCCGGGCAGUGGGGGACCGUCUGCGACGACCAGUGGGACGACGCAGACGCGGAAGUGAUCUGCAGGCAGCUGGGCCUCAGUGGCAUCGCCAAAGCGUGGAGUCAGGCGUAUUUUGGAGAAGGUUCUGGCCCCAUCGUGCUGGAUGAAGUACGCUGUACUGGGAACGAGCUUUCCAUUGAACAGUGUCCAAAGAGUUCCUGGGGCGAGCACAACUGUGGCCACAAAGAAGAUGCUGGAGUGUCCUGUACCCCACUAACAGAUGGGGCCAUCAGACUCGCAGGUGGGAAGGGCAGCCACGAGGGCCGCUUGGAGGUGUAUUACAGGGGACAGUGGGGCACAGUCUGCGACGACGGCUGGACCGAGCUGAAUACAUACGUGGUUUGUCGCCAGCUGGGAUUUAAGUAUGGUAAACAGGCCCCUGCAAACCACUUUCAAGAAAGCACAGGUCCCAUAUGGCUGGACGACGUCAGCUGCUCAGGAAAGGACACCAGCUUCCUCCAGUGUUCCAGGAAGCAGUGGGGAAGGCACGACUGCAGCCACCGCGAAGAUGUUGGUGUCGCCUGCUACCCGGGCAGCGACGGGCACAGACUCUCUCUGGGUUUUCCUAUCAGGCUGAUGGAUGGAGAAAAUAAGAAAGAGGGUCGCGUGGAGGUUUUCAUCCACGGCCAGUGGGGGACAAUCUGCGACGACGGGUGGAGCGACAAGGACGCGGCCGUGGUCUGCCGACAACUUGGCUAUAAGGGUCCUGCCAGAGCGAGAAGCAUGGCUUACUUUGGGGAAGGAAAAGGACCCAUCCACGCUGACAACGUGAAGUGCACAGGAAAUGAGAGGUCGUUGGCUGACUGUAUCAAGCAAGAUAUUGGAAGACACAACUGCCGCCAUAGUGAGGAUGCAGGAGUUAUUUGUGAUUAUUUUGGCAAGAAAGCAUCAGGUAACAAUAAUAAAGGGCCCCUCUCGUCCGUCUGUGGUUUGAGAUUGCUGCACCGUCGGCAGAAGCGGAUCAUUGGUGGGAAAAAUUCUUUAAGGGGCGGUUGGCCUUGGCAGGUUUCCCUCCGGCUGAAGUCACCCCACGGGGACGGCAGGCUCCUCUGCGGGGCCACGCUCCUGAGCAGCUGCUGGGUGCUCACGGCGGCGCACUGUUUCAAGCGGUACGGUAACAGCACUAAGAACUACGCUGUUCGGGUUGGGGAUUAUCAUACUCUGGUGCCGGAAGAGUUUGAAGAAGAAAUUGGAAUUCACCAGAUCGUGAUUCACCGGGAGUAUCGGCCGGACAGCAGCGACUAUGACAUUGCCCUGGUUAGGUUACAAGGACCAGAAGAGCACUGUGUCAGAUUCAGCAGCCACGUUCUGCCAGCCUGUUUACCACUCAGGAGAGAGCGGCCACAGAAAACGGCCUCCAACUGCUACAUAACAGGAUGGGGAGACACAGGACGGGCCUAUUCAAGGACACUACAACAAGCAGCCAUCCCCUUGCUUCCUAAGAGGUUCUGUGAAGAACGUUAUAAGGGUCGGUUUACAGGGAGAAUGCUCUGUGCUGGAAACCUCCAUGAACAGAGACGCGUGGACAGCUGCCAGGGAGACAGCGGGGGACCACUCAUGUGUGAACGGCCUGGCGCAAGCUGGGUGGUGUAUGGAGUGACCUCCUGGGGACACGGCUGUGGAGUUAAGGAUUCCCCUGGUGUUUACACCAAAGUUUCAGCCUUUGUCCCUUGGAUAAAAAGUGUCACCAAACUGUAAUUCUUGGAAACCUCAAGACGGAAUAGUAUUUAAAGAAACCGAUGGCAGGAACUUUAACCUCCACUGUUAGCAGUCAGCCUGAGAUGACAACUAAUGGGGAUUGAAUCCACGUUUCUGCUUUACGUUGUGGUUUAAAUUGUGUACCUUUUGCUGCUUUUGACAAUUUGUGAUGUGAACAUUUUUGAUUAGAUACCUCCGUGUAAUACCUUAAUUAGGAUUGUUCUCUACCCAAAUUUCACUGGAAACUAAUCUUACUCUCAUUUGAGCCAUAUUUAUCUAUAUGCCUAUAUCUCAGCAUUCUCCAGGGAUUAUUCUUUAUUGAUUUUGCAAUUAAGGCUGUUUUUACAUUUAUCUGGAUUAAGAACUCCAUAUAAUUCAAUCACUAUGGUGUAUGAAUUUAUAAUAAGUGCCCACAUUUGACAUAAAAAAUACCCUUCACUACAUUCAAGAGUGGCAUUAUUUCCUUUUUUAUGCUUAGGUCUUUUCAAAAGACUUAACAAGAAAUCUUCACAUAAUCAUUAUCUCUGUAGCCUGUGUCAAAUAAGGAAAUCAAGGGCCAAAAAGGUUAAAAACUUCCAGAAUAGGAUCAUUAAGCCACAAGGACAUCUGUCACAAUACAUUUCCAAAUGAAAUGAUCCAAUUGGUAUUUGGAAACAAGUAUCCUUGUUAAGUACCAAGCACUACAGAAACCAUUGAGUAGCCUAGGCAACACAGCAAGACCCCCCCCCCAAAUUAUGUUCUAGGUACUGUGUAUAAGCUACUAGCCAAAUUUGAAAGGAUUUCUGGCAACCUGAAAACUGCUAGUUGGAUAUGCAACCUAAUUUGCCCAACAUGUUAACGUAUCUAAUCAAUAUCUAAUCAUAUCUGAUCAAUGUUGAUGUUAAAAUCAAUAUUUUAACAACCACUUCAGAUUUAACUUAGUGGAGAAUAAGAAAUGUUGGCCGGGCGUGGUGGCUCACGCCUGUAAUCCUAGCACUCUGGGAGGCCGAGGCGGGCGGAUUGCUCGA
Messenger RNA from Microcebus murinus (gray mouse lemur), 3539 nucleotides. RefSeq names its product serine protease 12 (gene PRSS12). Gene Ontology annotation, biological process: proteolysis. Gene Ontology annotation, molecular function: serine-type endopeptidase activity. The record is from RefSeq and is a predicted model, not a curated record. Gene Ontology annotation, cellular component: membrane. NCBI's taxonomy places the organism in Eukaryota, Metazoa, Chordata, Mammalia, Primates, Cheirogaleidae.